Messenger RNA from Parasteatoda tepidariorum (common house spider), 3546 nucleotides. Its product is annotated as neural cell adhesion molecule 2. Lineage: Eukaryota; Metazoa; Arthropoda; Arachnida; Araneae; Theridiidae. The record is from RefSeq and is a predicted model, not a curated record. Gene Ontology annotation, molecular function: protein binding.
UUUAAGCGCACGGGGUCGCAACAGUCCGAAAAUUCUCCAUUUUAUACAUAAAAGGAAAUGAUGAGUUUACUUUCAUUUAACAGCAAUGGUUUUUCAAACAAAGUUGGCAAUAUUAAAAUGUCUUGUCGACUAAAGGUUACAAUGUCUACUGUGAAACGAAUAAAAUAAUUUGAAAAUGAGAAGAUUCUCUUCGCCCUUGAGAUUAUGGAUAGAUAUUUGUUUCCUCUUUUGGUCAGCAAAGACAAGCAGUGAAAACUUAAAAGUUGAAACAUGUCCUGGAUCGAUCGCAUCACUUCCGUGUCCAAUUCUGACGCCAACUGAGGAUGACGACAGAUCUUUGGCAGCUUUUUGGUACAAGGAUGAUCACGUGGCACCUUUUUAUAUGGUGGAUGGGAGAUCCAGUGCUUCCAUUGAGCAAGGGAUUCACAGACGGCUUUCUUCUUUGGGCAAUCGAUCCACUUUUGAUGUGACAACCACACCAGCUGUCCUUCUUGUGAGCGUCGAAAAUAAAGAGGAUGCUGGGACUUAUGUGUGCAGAGUGGAUUUUUACAAAUCCAAUCCGAAACCAUCCGUUGUCGAAUUAAUUGUUCUGCCCCCUACACCAAAGUUAAUUAUUUAUGAAGGUGGCUCAAUGCUUACCGGUAUAGCUGGACCUUACAAUGAAGGUUCUGAUUUGGAGCUCUCUUGUGAACUGACUGGAGUUGAGUCGGGACCUAUGCAAGUAUUAUGGAUGAUAAAAGGGAUGGUUAUUGACUCUACGUUUAAAGUGCUUCCUAAUGGAAAACGGAGGAAUGAUUACUUAAUUCGAAGUUUAGAAAGAGUUUUAUGGAUGGUGAAUAUUACAUGCCUAGCAGCCAAGCAUUUGAACUCAACAUCGAAUCCCUUCCUCACAACAUCUAUACAGCUUGAUUUAUAUUUGAAACCUUUAGGAACUCGAAUCACCCCAAGUCAUGGAAUCUGCAGAGAAGGUUCUGUUUUGGAACUACGGUGCCAGUCAUGGGGAUCUAGACCUCCGUCAGAAAUCACCUGGUGGAUGAAGAACUUUCGUCUCUUCAAUGUGUCAGGGUACAAGUACGACUUGGACAGUACAGCCAGUACUCUGACCCUUCUACCAACCGCUGCUGACAAUGGAAAAACCAUCAGAUGCCAAGCUCAAAACCACAAGCUACUUGGUGCCAUACAAGAAGAUAGCGUCAUCUUGAAUGUUACUUUUCCGCCUAAAGUAUCAUUAUCAUUGAAAACAUAUUCUACCAGUUCCCUUUCUGAAGGGGAUACAGUUGCGCUAAUGUGCAAAGUAACAGCGAACCCACCAGUUGGACUUACCUAUUGGUCGUUCAUGCAAGAGACUACUGUCAGAUCGAACCAAGACCCCUUUCCUUCGCAGGGACGACAAACUUUAGUGUUAGAGAGAUUAGAAGCAUGGCAUAAGGGCAGUUACCGUUGCAAAGUUAACAACAGCGAAGGUUCUGGUGAAAGUAAUGCCUUAUGGUUGGCUGUCAGACAUCGACCUAUAUGUAAAGCGGAUCAGCAGGUAUCCUAUGGUGCUUAUUUCGGAGAAAUCCUGAACAUCCAAUGUGAAGUUGAAGCCGAACCUGUCACCGUUUCUUUCCAUUGGGGAUUUGCAAACACCCUAGUCCAACACGACAAUGUUAACUUCUCGAGCAGAGGACUCAAAAGCAUUGCAACUUACAGACCCACAGAAGAAGUUCAUUUAGGAUCGCUAUUUUGCUGGGCAAAUAAUACUGUAGGAGAACAACACGUACCCUGCACUUUCACAGUCUUCAAGCCUGUUGUUCCCAAUCGCCCGAAGCAUUGCAAGGCACUGAAUCGAACCCACAGUUGGUUUUUAGUGACGUGUGAAGCAGGCUACGACGGAGGAGCUCCUCAGCAUUUCCACUUUCAAGCUCGCAUCAAAGGAUCUGGCGAAAAUGGAAUAACUCUCAAUUCGCCAAUUCCUGUCUUCAGUCUCUCUGGGCUACCGUCAGGAACAAACUUUGAAGUCAUCAUAACAUCCAAAAACAAAAUGGGUGAAAGUCCAAAAUUUUACAUUGAUGUAUCAACAUUGAGAAGUAGCAAAAAAGGUUCAACGGCUUGGAAAACCAGCAGAAACCUUCUCAUCUCUUCAAUGCUUAUUCUUUUUAUUGCUCUUUUGGCACUUGCAACAGCAGCUGCUUUGCGUCAUAGAUCUCGUCCAUUCCUCUUAAUAAUUCAAUAAAAAGAAAAACACUUUGUAUUAGACGUGCGUAUGAAAUGAAAUUAAUCGUAAUUCAAAAUCAAAAUUGAUUUUAAAAAAAGUAGUUUUCUGCAUUGAAGUACAUGAAUCAAUCAUAUAUUUUGGAAACACACAAUUUAUAGGGAUAUGUUUUGUCUUCAAUAAAAAAAAAAUAUGCAAUACUUUUUAAAAGAACUUUCACUCUUUUGGGCGUAAAUUCUUCCUCGGCAAUUUUCGCACCUCUUUCUUCUUCUCUACACCGUACCUGAAUCAAUAAAUGAGACUUUUUAUUCUGUGAUCCAUUUUUGCAAUCUUUUGAUUGCAGAAAACCCAAACCCACAGAUUCUAAAUAGGAUUAAUUUUAAAACAGCAAAUUUGAUUUUAUGGCAUCAAUCCUCCUUUUCUUCUUCUUCCAUAUUAUUCUUUUUUAAAUAUUAGCUUGAUGUAAAAUCUUAUAGAAAAAUCCCCUCUUUGGACGAAGACACGUUGUUUAACUCUGUUUAUUUUUUUGUCACAUUAUUUUCCAUUACAUAUUAAUGAUCACUAUUUUUUAACAGGUACGAGAGGCCUUUCUCAAUCGUAUUAAAAAUAUCCCCGAAAAAUUAUUUUUUUCCAAUUCAUCGAAAAAUACAAAACUUCACCCUUGAUUCAAUUAAUACGCUCACUGCUAUUUAUCACGCAUGUCAAACUGAAUACCGCGAAUACUAAAUUAGAAUUUGCAUAAAAACACGAAAAGAUAUAAUUUCAUCAUCAACUCACGCAAUUAUAUCAAAUUACAGUGCUUUCUAUUAAUCUAUUAAUAUAGCCAAAACAAAAUGUAUCAAUAAAAUAGUGGAAGCAACAUUUAAAAGAAAAAUCGAUACGAGAAAGAAACGCAUCUGGCAACAACAACAAAAAACAAGAAAAUACAAAAUAAAUUAAAAAUUUAAGAAAAACAAAUAAAACGCAAAAAGUGAAAUAUUAUGAAGGAGCGAGAUCAAACGUCCAUUUACGUACUGACAUCAUACAAAAAUGAUUUAAAAAUAUUUUCUUAACUAGUGUACCAGAACACAAAAUAUAAAAUUAAAGCGUAAAUGGAGGGUAAUGGAUUAUAUUUUUUAAGGCACAGUCUUACUGUAGUACAGAACCGCUUUUGAUUUGUGUGUUACCUUGGAUUGGUCCCAAACUGGAUUUAAUCAAUGUAAUUGGAUAUUAUACAGGAAAGCUCCAAGAUUAAUAAAAGAUCGAACUUAAUUAUAAAUUUUAAUGACCUUUUAGAGAAAUUAAUUACAUUUAUUGAAUCAUUUCGAACAUUGUUUGAACAGUUUCUGAAUCAUAAAAAUCGUUGAUGAAUA